AUGGUUCAAACACAGGCUACUCUUGCUCUGGAUGACCAGCUGGCUGCUGGCUGGUUUGGUUGGUUUAGGAAUAAGGGGAUCUUGAAACUCAAUGCUAUUUUGUGUUUGUCUCUUAUUUCCAGUUAUGCGACUGGUUAUGAUGGAAGUAUGAUGAAUGGCCUUCAGAGCCUGGAUACCUGGAAAGAGUCGUUCAACCAUCCCGAUGCCCAAGGACUCGCCAUUCUCAACGCCAUCCAAAACAUCGGCCAACUAGCAGCCCUCCCCUUCUGCGCCGGCUUCUGUGACAAAUUUGGCCGUCGCCCAGCCCUCGUCGUAGGCGCCUUCAUAAUGCUAAUCGGAGUCGCCCUCCAAGGCGGCGCCCAAAACACAGGAAUGUUUAUCGCAGCCCGCGGCAUUCUCGGUUUCGGUCUUGCUCUCAACAUCACAGCCGCGCCAGUUCUGAUCAUGGAACUAGCAUACCCCACGCAGCGCGCCCCCAUGGUCUCCAUCUACAACACUCUUUGGGGUCUGGGUGCUUUGUCUGCUGCGUGGAUCACGUACGGAACGUUCAGAAUUGGAAAUUCUUGGGCGUGGAGAAUUCCGUCGAUUUUGCAGGCGCUGUCGAGUGUGUUGCAGAUUUGUCUUUGUUUUGUCAUUGAUGAGUCGCCGAGAUGGUUGGUUAGUAAGGAGAGGGAUGCUGAGGCUGAGAUGUUGUUGGUCAAGUACCAUGCCAAUGGCGAUAGCAGUAAUCCUGCUGUUGCGAUUGAGAUGGAAGAAAUCCGUACUGCGAUUCGUCUUGAGAAUGAAGCUAUGGCGACGACUAGCUAUCUCUCUUUCUUCAAAACCAAGGGAAACCGUCGUCGAUUUUUUAUUAUUCUCUCGGUCGGAUUUUUCAGUCAGUGGAGUGGUAACGGUUUGAUCAGUUACUAUCUGACUCUCAUCCUCAACUCAAUUGGUUACCGAUCGCAAGAAACCCAAACCCUUAUCAACGCCUUGUUGACAAUCUGGGGUCUGUUCUGGGGUGUCGUCUUCUCACUCCUAGUCAACAAAAUCCCCCGACGCACUCUGUUCCUCGGUUCAACUCUCGGUACGCUGGCAACAUACAUCACAUGGACAGCCCUACAAGCAACAUACGAGCAAUCAACCGACGUAAGCGAAGACGGCACCGGUGGUCCUAGUGGCAUUGCCAAGGGUGUUCUAGCCAUGAUCUUCCUCUUCAACGUCUUCUUCACCGCUGGUUGGGGUGUUCUCCAAGUAACAUACGUCGUGGAAAUUCUGCCCUUCAACCUACGCGCGCGCGGUCUUGUACUCUACAACCUUUUCGUCGCAUGCGCGCUUAUCUUCAACCAAUAUGCUAAUCCAAUUGGUGUUGAGAAUGCCAAGUGGAAGUACUACAUCACGUAUGAUGUUUGGCUUGCUGUAGAGGCUCUUGUUGUUUAUUUCUUGUUUGUUGAGACAAGGGGAUUGAGUUUGGAGGAGACGGCUUUGGUGUUGGAUGGUGCCGAGAUGGGUGAUAGGCUUGUUGGUGAGGUGCUGAGAAAUACGGAGAAGGGUGUUCAUGUUAUUGAGACUGAGAAGCGUUCUGCUCUUGCGUAG
This is a messenger RNA of Fusarium coffeatum, 1575 nucleotides long. RefSeq lists its product as uncharacterized. Gene Ontology annotation, biological process: transmembrane transport; carbohydrate transport. The record is from RefSeq and is a predicted model, not a curated record. The coding region runs from base 1 to 1575 and encodes 524 amino acids. The transcript has 3 exons. Gene Ontology annotation, molecular function: carbohydrate:proton symporter activity. Gene Ontology annotation, cellular component: membrane. NCBI's taxonomy places the organism in Eukaryota, Fungi, Ascomycota, Sordariomycetes, Hypocreales, Nectriaceae.